AUGAAGGGAGUGACAUUGACAAUCCUGUGUGCCUGUGCUGUGUCCUCAAGUGCUCCGCUGAGCAAUUUAAAGCCGUUGAAAGACCUCGCCGGCGUCGACGGCGCGCCAGGACACUUCCUUUACGUCGUCACACUAAGUCAGGUGACAAGCCUGAAGCAUCCCGCCAGGAUAUGCACCGGCAAUCUCAUAGCCAGCAACUGGGUGAUAACGACAGCUCACUGCUCUAGGCGAGUAGAAAUUCACGGACCAAAAGGCUACAAAAUUAUAUACAACCAGACGCAAACGGCAAGAGUUCUGCAAGCGAUAGUCCACAGCGGAUACAAACAGCCGAUAAACGAAUCCUUACAUGCGAAAAACGAUAUUGGUCUCUUGCUUAUCACAGAAGUUGAAGGUGCGGUGGUAGGGAAACUCUCUCCGGUUGAUUACCGAUCUCUAAUUGGUCGGUUUUCUCGCUAUAUUGGGGCGUGGGGAAGUUACACAAAUUUUAAUCAUAUGGAUAACCCAAAAUACAGUUUUAGUACGGAACUCGAUCAAUUCCAGCCGCUUCAAAUUGGUGAAACCGUGGUAAUGGCGUGCAAAGUCAAAGGUUUGCCCAGGGGUCCUUGGGUAUGCGUGGAAGCAGAUUGCUCUAAAUACCGUCAGGACUCUCUGCGCAGUGAUUCCGGUGGCCCCCUCAUACUUGACGGUAAAAUCGUUGCUAUUGGCCAAGGAUGUGUCAAUGAGCACACGUAUAUUUACACAGCAGUGAGUCCAUGUAUUGACUGGAUUAUGAAAACUAUUUGUAAUAGUGUAUCGAAAAUAGGGAGUAAGAGAAGAACUGAAUAUUAUGUACCUCGUGUAGCUGAUGUAUCGCUUUGCGUGGGGUACGCGACAGUCACAGCACACUCAGCCAAGACAAAAAUCACGAAACCAGAAAGACUGACGCACCUGAAGUAG
Pectinophora gossypiella (pink bollworm) is the source of this 936-nucleotide messenger RNA. Its product is annotated as trypsin-like. Gene Ontology annotation, biological process: proteolysis. The record is from RefSeq and is a predicted model, not a curated record. Gene Ontology annotation, molecular function: serine-type endopeptidase activity. The coding region runs from base 1 to 936 and encodes 311 amino acids. The transcript has a single exon. Lineage: Eukaryota; Metazoa; Arthropoda; Insecta; Lepidoptera; Gelechiidae.